This is a messenger RNA of Lepus europaeus (European hare), 441 nucleotides long. It is a transcript of the gene DYNLT3, whose product is annotated as dynein light chain Tctex-type 3. The transcript is spliced from 5 exons. Gene Ontology annotation, molecular function: dynein intermediate chain binding. Gene Ontology annotation, biological process: microtubule-based movement. Gene Ontology annotation, cellular component: cytoplasm; cytoplasmic dynein complex; kinetochore. NCBI's taxonomy places the organism in Eukaryota, Metazoa, Chordata, Mammalia, Lagomorpha, Leporidae. Bases 50 to 400 code for a protein of 116 amino acids. The record is from RefSeq and is a predicted model, not a curated record.
AGAGUCUGAGCCGCCCGUCGCUCCGCCCCCUGGGAGAGUCGGCGCCACCAUGGAGGAGUAUCACCGCCACUGCGACGAGGUUGGCUUCAAUGCUGAUGAAGCCCACAAUAUUGUCAAAGAGUGUGUAGAUGGAGUGUUAGGAGGUGAGGACUAUAAUCAGAACAACAUCAAUCAGUGGACUGCAAGCAUAGUAGAACAAUCCUUAACACACUUGGUUAAGUUGGGAAAAGCUUAUAAAUACAUUGUGACCUGUGCAGUGGUCCAGAGGAGUGCAUAUGGCUUUCACACCGCCAGUUCAUGCUUUUGGGAUACUACUUCUGAUGGAACCUGUACUGUAAGAUGGGAGAAUCGAACCAUGAACUGCAUUGUCAACGUUUUUGCCAUUGCAAUUGUCCUGUAACUGACUAACAAUGUUGGGCUAAAAAACCAUUAACUUAAGAA